AUGAUCGAAACAUUUCCACCAGUGUCCAAAAUCAGCUCGAUUUCCACGAAAACAGCCACCUUCUGUAACAAGAACCCUCCCUUGGCCUUGUUGCUUGCCUCUCUCCAGCACUUUACCCUCAGGGACUCACAAUUGUCUCCGUACGUUGACUUGUGGUGGUGCUUACUGCUCCAAGUGAGAAAUAGAACCAACGAAGCGGAGUUCAGAAGAACCCAACGAGUCCUCUGGCAAACAACGUGGCACUUCCACUAUACUUAUUUCCGAUUCAGGUAUCUCAGGCACCCAGUGCCCCGAAGCGUCUACAGAGGGUACAUCCAGUUAGAGAUAGAGCCUGAAAUGCUGGUAGAAGAUGUGCUUGACACUUUGAAGAGGUAUGUCAAGCAACAAAAGUAUCCAAAUAUGAAUUUGUCGAAGGCUAAGAAGCUGAAUAUAGGCCAGAGCUUGAUAUCCUUGAAGGAUAUGGGACAGUGCUACGUCAAAGCGUACAAAGGGCUCUUGCCGUUGUUGGAUAACGUCAGAUACGUCGAUGGCAACACGCAAUUUGUGGUGAAUGUUUUGAAGGAGCCUGUGCCCGUGUUGCUUUUCCUUUUUCUGGAGAGGCCCCCAGCAGUGAUCCCACAGCUUUUGACCAAGCACGACGAAUGGGAUCUUCUCUACCUCACUUCGAAAUUGAUAGAGUUGGUGGAGCCUGAGACCGUAAAAGUGGGGGAGACGGCGAAAGAGACGAGCGGGAACGCCAUUGAUCAGGCAGGGGAUAUAAAAGCUCCACCUUUACCCGAUCAAGGGAUCGACGAGGUGAUGCCUGGCACGUUUAGCAUUGAGCAGCCGGAAGAGUCUGACGCUCUUCUGCAGGCUGUGAAUCGUGUCACCGAGACUUUGCAAAGUAUGGUGCCGGAAAUACGAAGGCGGAAUGAGCGGGAUCAUGAGAGUCCUGCUCAGGAAGAUCUCCCACCACUUCCCAUGCCUCAAACCUUGUACUCAUUGACACAACGCCAUCCAGCACAACCUGUAAACGAGGUAAAGUUGAGCUUGAGGUCACGCACGUACCAUCAGUUUAAGUCGCUGUUCAUCGUCAAGGGCCCAAGGAGGCGGUGA
Molecule: messenger RNA, 1095 nt
Organism: Candidozyma auris
Lineage: Eukaryota; Fungi; Ascomycota; Pichiomycetes; Serinales; Metschnikowiaceae
Exons: 2
Coding region: 1-1095 (364 amino acids)
Source: RefSeq, a predicted model, not a curated record